Messenger RNA from Polyodon spathula (Mississippi paddlefish), 2031 nucleotides. Its product is annotated as splicing factor U2AF 65 kDa subunit-like. Lineage: Eukaryota; Metazoa; Chordata; Actinopteri; Acipenseriformes; Polyodontidae. Gene Ontology annotation, cellular component: commitment complex; nucleus; U2-type prespliceosome. Bases 166 to 1575 code for a protein of 469 amino acids. Gene Ontology annotation, molecular function: pre-mRNA 3'-splice site binding; poly-pyrimidine tract binding. The transcript has 11 exons. Gene Ontology annotation, biological process: mRNA processing. The record is from RefSeq and is a predicted model, not a curated record.
UCGUCACGUUUUUGCUUGGCAGACUCGGAAGAAACUGUUGUAAACGAUACAAUAUUAGCAGCAAUUUGAGUUAGAUUUGAGUUUUAUUUCAUAUAUAUAUAUAUAUAUAUAUAUAUAUAUAUAUAUAUAUAUAAUAUAUAAAACACCACAUUAAAAAAAAAAAAAAUGUCAGAAUUUGAUGAGUUUGAGAAGCAGCUAAGCGAAAAUCGGCAGGAAAGAGAAAAUGAACAUCACAAAAAAAGAAGUCGGAGCAAAUCGCAAAGCCGCAGCGAGAAGCAUCGCAGUUGGAGCAAGGACAGGGACAGUCGUAGCCGAGACAAAAAACGACAUAGUCGGGAUCGGAAGAGUAAGAGCAGAGACAUACGGAGCAGGUCAAAGGAGCAGAAGAAACACAGUUACUCUCCUCCACGAAGGUCCCGAAAGAAAAGAUUGUGUAAAUACUGGGAUGUUCCACCUCCAGGUUUUGAACACAUCACACCAGUGCAGUACAAGGCUAUGCAAGCUGCAGGGCAGAUCCCCAGUGCAGCUCUGCUGGUAAACUCCACAGUUAGCGGAGUAGCUGUCACCCCCACACAGGUGCCGACAGUUGGCAGUCAGAUGACUCGACAGGCCAGACGACUCUAUGUGGGAAAUAUUCCUUUUGGUGUUACAGAGGAGUUAAUGGCUGAUUUCUUUAAUGCUCAAAUGCGUCUCGCUGGGCUAUCGCAGGCCCCUGGCAACCCGGUUCUUGCAGUCCAGAUUAACCAGGAUAAAAACUUUGCCUUCCUUGAAUUCCGUUCAGUUGAUGAGACUACACAGGCCAUGGCGUUUGAUGGGAUAAUAUUCCAGCUUCAGUCUUUAAAGAUCCGGAGACCUCAUGACUACCAGCCUUUACCAGGGAUUGCAGAACAACCCCCUCUUCAUGUCCCAGGUGUUGUCUCCACAGUUGUUCCAGAUUCUCCAAACAAGCUUUUCAUCGGUGGUUUACCCAAUUACCUCAAUGACGAUCAGGUAAAGGAGCUUUUGACGUCAUUUGGUCCUCUUAAAGCGUUCAACUUGGUGAAGGACAGUGCAACAUCAUUGUCUAAAGGUUAUGCCUUUUGUGAAUAUGUUGAUGUCAGUGUUACUGACCAGGCAGCUGCAGGACUGAAUGGCAUGCAGCUCGGAGACAAAAAGCUAAUAGUACAGCGAGCAAGUGUGGGGGCUAAGAAUGCUAAUCCGAGUACAAUCGUUCAGACCCUAGUAACUUUGCAAGUACCAGGCCUACAGACUUUCCAAAACACAGGAAUGCCAACAGAAGUGCUCUGCCUGUUAAAUAUGGUAAUGCCUGAGGAGCUGGUGGAGGAUGAUGAGUAUGAAGAGAUUUUAGAAGAUAUUCGUGAAGAGUGCUGCAAAUAUGGACGAGUCCGGUCUAUCGAAAUCCCACGGCCAGUCGAUGGUCUUGAAGUGCCAGGCUGUGGCAAGAUCUUUGUGGAGUUUGUUUCACCUUCAGAAUGCCAGAAAGCCAUGCAAGCGCUCACUGGCCGAAAAUUUGCUAAUAGAGUGGUUGUUACAAAAUACUAUGAUCCAGAUAUGUAUCACAGACGUGAAUUCUAAGUGCUGUGCUAGUGUGCAUUAGAUCUCCAUCCUUUACUAAAGCACACAGUUUAAUAUGUUUAGAACCAUCUCCCUACAGUGUACUUUCAUGAUAGUAUUAUUAUUAUUAACAAUAAUAAUAAUAAUAAUAAUAAAAAAUAAUAAUAAUUGCAUCCAGUUACGUUCACAUUAUUCCUUUUAAACAAGGCAUCAACUUGCAUAGCCCAUGUGAUUUUCUUUUUACAUCUACUGUACGUGUAUCUGUACACCUUCCAAAAUUUGACCACAAGCAGCCAGGAAUUAAAGCUUCUAAAACUGUGGCUACACUCAAAAUGGAAGGACUAUUUAAACUAUAUAGCAUGACAAGGUGUGUGGAUAUCACCCUUCGGUGACUUCAACCCUGUCAUGACCUAUUUUAUUUUUUUUAUUUUUUUAUUUGUGCAUUACUAUAAUUGUAUUACAUUUAGCCAGGAGGCA